AUGGGAAAAGAAGUCCAGCCGAAGCCGAAGGCGAAUGUCUCUUCUUACAUCCACUUUUUGCUGAAUUAUCGAAACAAGUGCAAGGAGCAACAGCCAAACACCUACCUUGGGUUUAAAGAGUUCUCUAGGAAGUGUUCAGAAAAAUGGAGGUCCAUCUCGAAGCACGAAAAGGCCAAAUACGAAGCCCUGGCUAAGCUCGACAAAGCCAGGUACCAGGAAGAAAUGAUGAAUUAUGUCGGCAAGAGGAAGAAACGGAGAAAGCGAGACCCCCAGGCGCCCCGAAGACCUCCCUCGUCCUUCGUCCUUUUCUGCCAAGACCACUAUGCCCACCUGAAGCGGGAGAACCCCAACUGGUCGGUGGUGCAGGUGGCCAAGGCCACGGGGAAGAUGUGGGCCGCAAAGUCGGACGCGGAGAAGCAGCCGUAUGAAGAGAGAGCAGCUUACCUGAGAGCUAAGUAUUUUGAGGAACUGGAAGACUACCAGAAGCAGCGCCACGCCAGGAAGAAGAGCCUCCGGGUGAUGGCCAAGAAACGGCGCCGAGGGCGGACAGGCAGGCAGAGAUGA
Molecule: messenger RNA, 564 nt
Organism: Lepus europaeus (European hare)
Lineage: Eukaryota; Metazoa; Chordata; Mammalia; Lagomorpha; Leporidae
Gene: HMGB4
Product: high mobility group box 4
Exons: 1
Coding region: 1-564 (187 amino acids)
Biological process (GO): regulation of transcription by RNA polymerase II
Molecular function (GO): DNA binding, bending
Source: RefSeq, a predicted model, not a curated record